AGUCUUGGUUUCCCCAUGGCGUCGUUGGUCGCCUACAAUCGCACCGUCGCGGAAUUACGUUAUCUGCGCGGCAGCAUUUGCCCCACGGACAACAAAACGGAACUCUCCGCCAGCAUUAAAUUCAACUGUGAUAUGAGCGCCGGUCUGGGCAAACCAAUUCUGCAGACAAUUACAGAUUGUCUUUACGAAUUCCAGUGGAUGACGAACGUAAUAUGCCCCUCACACAUGUGCACUUUUAAUGAGGAGACUUGCGAAAUAAUUAACGACGACAUUAAUUUCCAUUACGAACUGAAAAAGGCGCCUUUCACCGACGCUGGUCAAAUAAAGAUUCCCAACGGUAAAGAUGAGUUUAAACUCAACAUUUGCGGCAAUCAUCGCAAAGCUGAAACUGAUUACUCUCAGGGUUUGGUGAAUUUGUUCUUCACUACAGAAGCGCCAUGCGGCAACGCAAAUGUUCAGCUGCGCCUAAUUUGUAGUGGUGACAGCAAGCGCGUUAUCAAUUAUGACAAUGCGGGCAAGGAAUGCAACUUGGUCGUGCACCAGAGCACACCGGAUAUCUGCAAAUUCCUUAGACGAGCGGUGCCGCCGCCAACGGCGCCGGACUCUGGCGUUAGCAGCACUGUUGCAACACCAACAACUACAACAACGACAAAGAGCAGCACAGCAGCACCAGCAGGCGGCGUAGAUAAUGGCGGCGCACAUCCUGCCGAGCAAACUGGCUCCAUUGGUGCUAUAUUGGCCGCCAUAUUAUCGCUGACCUGCUUCGUCGCUUGCCUUGGCGUGUUUGCCUUUUCGCCGGAACGCCGGAACAGCGUGAGGCGCUUGUUUAGACGCACUACAUCGGCGGUGCGUUACUCUAGGGUUCAAUCUAAUGAGGAAGCCAACCUGUUGCUCGAGACAAAUGGCGAAUUCACGGACAGUGAUGAUGAACUACUGCUCUAAAACAAAUGCGAAACACUACUUAAACACAACAACAAGGAUUUCAGAAAACUCACUACAAUACUGUACACUGUGAACAAACACGAAAACUAUUUUAAAUAACAACAAUUAAUAAUCUUUUAUGUAUUUUAAAAAAGCUUAACAAAAUUAUUGUACUGAGAACGUUAUGAGCUAAAAAUCUGAAAUAUUCAAUGCGAGCUUCUUUUUGCCACAUAAACCUCAAACCUGAAACAAGAAUUGAAAAUAAUUCAACAAAGAAAGCCUAAAAAACACCAAAGAGGAAAGACAAAAAAAAUUAAUUCAAAAAUAAAUAAAUAUAUAUGUAAACAAGAAAUAUAUAUAUAAAAUAAAAUUAUAUAUAAAACGAAAAAAAAAAUAUAUAUAUAUACAUAUAAACAAAAAAAUAUACAUAUAUAUAAAUAAAAGCUGAAAAUACAAAAUAAUAAUAAUCAGCUAUUCUAAAUUAGAUCGAAGAGAAUAUAUAUGUAUUAUUUGUAUGAGCGGAAUUUUUAGGCAUUUUUUAAACUUAUAGUGUAUUACACACACAAACAUAAAAGAAAUAUUUUUGAAAACAAACUUGUAUAAGUAUUUGUAAACUGUGAAUGUGCAACUUGGAAUGUUAAGAAUUGGAGAUCUCUUUUAUGUAUAGACUACAUGUAAAGAAUACUUUUUUAAAUUAUAAAUGUGUGAAUUUAUACGAGUCGUAAUGGUAUGAAAAGUAAAAUGGAUUAGAGACAAGAAAGAAACUAAAAACUAUAUUUUUUCAACAGUUGCAAGUGUAUAGCAUUGCAUUUUAUUAUAGGUAUUUCGAUAAAAAAUAUUGCAUAAAAGACAUACAUCAAUGUUGUAAGCGCAUUAUGGCAUACAUGCUUCAUAUAAAUGUAUGUAUGUAGUGAAGCCAGGCGCUUAGGCUUCUACAAGUACCCACUGAGGUAUUGGCGAUCUAAAGACCUACAUGAACACCUUAAUAUAUUACACAUAUACACAGAUAUACCUAUAUACAUAUAAACAGCUUUAAUUGUGAUUGCAACGCACACACAUACAUACAUACAUACAUACUUACAUUUACAUAGCUACAUCAAUGCGUGUUGCCACCUUUUAAUCAACUUUUGUAAUGCUUAAACAACUACUUAUGUGUGUUUGAGCACAAAUUUAUUCCUAUUUAUCUCUUAAAUAAUAUUCAAUAUUUCUGUAUUUAUCGCCACUAUGUACUUAAUUAUAAAUAUGAAAUCAACCCAAGCUCUCAUUUGAUUAAAAUAUGAAUAAAAUUAUAAGCGUAUAUAUGAAUG
Molecule: messenger RNA, 2228 nt
Organism: Bactrocera dorsalis (oriental fruit fly)
Lineage: Eukaryota; Metazoa; Arthropoda; Insecta; Diptera; Tephritidae
Product: cation-independent mannose-6-phosphate receptor-like
Biological process (GO): lysosomal transport
Cellular component (GO): trans-Golgi network
Molecular function (GO): signaling receptor activity; D-mannose binding
Source: RefSeq, a predicted model, not a curated record